Dermacentor andersoni is the source of this 435-nucleotide messenger RNA. RefSeq lists its product as uncharacterized. Gene Ontology annotation, biological process: symbiont-mediated perturbation of host defenses. NCBI's taxonomy places the organism in Eukaryota, Metazoa, Arthropoda, Arachnida, Ixodida, Ixodidae. Gene Ontology annotation, molecular function: amine binding. The record is from RefSeq and is a predicted model, not a curated record.
CUUCCCCUUCGCUGUCGCAGUCUCCGACCAGGACAAUGACAGGAUAUACGAAUGCCUCACGGCGAUGAGGGUGUGGCUAAAACCGCAAGACAAGAAGGGGGUAUAUAUUUGGUUCUUCGGAGGGCAUGAUGGAACACCGAAACGAACUGUUGGCUUCUAUGUAUCCGAAGGAAGCAGCCCUGACACAUUCCGCUUCUCAGUGGACCAAGAGGACGCACCCUCAGAGGAGGCGAAGUUUUACUACACCGAUUACGACAACUGUGCUGUCCUCGACAUUCCUUACAAUGGACGUCAAUGCAUCCUGUGGACGAAAGACACAGUGAAAGAUUCCGUGCCCGAGAAAUGCAUGGAUGAGUUCAUGAAGAAUUGUGGCGUCGGCGCCCCACUUUACGACGAUGACCUUUGCAGUGGUGAUGAGGUCGCCAAAUGGUGAUG